CCUCCUUCAUAACAUAAAGCGUUACUGUUGGCUGCAGCUGCUUUCCAUAAGGUAGCAUAUAGGGUAAGCCUGUUGGCCAACAGUCUCCUCUCAACAGAGAAAGCCAACUGCGGUCAGUUGUUCCCUAUUGAGAUAACAAAUAAAGAACCAGUUCAUCACUGAUCAGAAUGCUCAAUCCCUAUAUGAUAUUAUUCGCUGUCAGUGGAAACCUGUAUCCUGGUGGCCCAAGUACUUAGCAUAUCAUUGAUUUGGGUCAACGCCGUCUGAUAUCUGUGACUGUCAAGGAAGAGCUUGAGACAGAAGAUCCAGCAACAAAGCAGCUCCAAAAACAUGCAGAUAACCUUGUACCAGAAGUUUUUGCAAUUCAAGUUUCAUUGGAGGGCAAGUUGCUGUCAACGUCGAACAAUCCAAGAGAUGACGAUGCUCUCUGCCCAUUUUAUCCCCUUUGGAAGCAACUGAACUCCCAGAAAAUGUUCAAAUUCCAUCGAGGUCUAACUUACAAGAACUUCAUCGACUUAGUCCAAUGGUAAGUUAGACCUUGUCAGUUACCUCCCGUCAUCUGAGAAAGAACAAAGUGUUCAAGUACUAUUUCAUCCCUCAACGAUUAUCUCACACCUGGCACGAAAUGAGUUUGUGGGUGCGUCCACCCAAGCACCCUCAUAUUGUCCCUUUCGACAAGAUUGUCGUAGAUGAACUAGAGGGUCGGGUGUUGGGUUCACGACCAAGCACGUCUCGGGUGGUACCCUUGAAGAGAACAGAAACCGUGUAUUCAACCUCAAAUGAACUCAAUCUGAACCUAGGGAUAGCGCAUUAAGAUAUCGCCCUUAGAAAUCACCUCGUUGAUAGCCCAGCAUAUUAUUUGAUGACAUUCGACUUGAACUGGUCUUGUCGUAUAGGUGCCGGGCUAUAGUGAAGCUAGAAAUGAUAUUGAUGGUGUUCAUUCACUAUGAGCUAGUCACUCGCGACAAAACUCUACGGGCUAUUCGACACAAAGAACAAGAUGUGUCAAGAGUUGAGCAAAGAGAGUGGAUGAAGCACAUAGAUAUUCAGCUUGACAGCACGGUCAUGAAAAUAACUAAAAACCGCAAAGAGAAAGUUUUAACACCCUGAUAACCAAGCA
Molecule: messenger RNA, 1120 nt
Organism: Fusarium redolens
Lineage: Eukaryota; Fungi; Ascomycota; Sordariomycetes; Hypocreales; Nectriaceae
Exons: 1
Coding region: 922-1110 (62 amino acids)
Source: RefSeq, a predicted model, not a curated record